This is a messenger RNA of Cydia strobilella, 1746 nucleotides long. RefSeq names its product 2-acylglycerol O-acyltransferase 2-like. Gene Ontology annotation, cellular component: endoplasmic reticulum membrane. Lineage: Eukaryota; Metazoa; Arthropoda; Insecta; Lepidoptera; Tortricidae. The coding region runs from base 99 to 1211 and encodes 370 amino acids. The record is from RefSeq and is a predicted model, not a curated record. The transcript has 6 exons. Gene Ontology annotation, biological process: triglyceride biosynthetic process. Gene Ontology annotation, molecular function: diacylglycerol O-acyltransferase activity.
CAAUAGGUACAACAUGAGUUGAUAAAGUUCAUUAGUAUUAGUUCAGUUUGUUAGUGGAACUCGCGGUGCGCCGCCGUUCGCUUGUGUAGUGAGGUUUUAUGACAAACAAGAUACCUAUUUCUACAACAAUUUGUAGUGUCAUUCACGUGGGCGCAAUGGAAUUAAUUACAACUCCUAUCAAGAGCCUAUCAGACGCCUUAGGCGUACAAUGGGCACCACGCGACCUGCCUAUGACGAGGCGCCUCCAGACCCUCGGCGCCAUCGGCUGGAUCAGCCUGGUACUAUUCGGGGAAGCCAUCGCCAUCUACCUGUUCUUGAAGCUGCUGUACUCGCAGUACUGGUGGGUCGGCAUCAUGUACGCCGUGUGGAUGUUGAGAGAUAUUGACACGCCGGCUAGAGGGGGACGCACGUUUGAAUGGGUCAGAAACUGGGCCUGGUGGCGUUACUAUCGCGACUACUUCCCUCUCAAGCUUGUUAAGACGGCGGACCUGGAUCCUUCCAGAAACUACCUCCUCGCGUGUUUCCCACACGGCGUUGUCUGCACCGGCGCCUUCGGGGCUUUCGCUACAAACGCCUUGGACUUCUACAAGAUAUUCCCUGGAAUGAGCUGCAAUAUGAUCACUUUGGGCGGCCAUUUUCUAAUACCGUUCUUCAGGGAUUUGAUUCUUGGGCUGGGCGCUUGCACAUCGUCAAGAGAAAGUUUGUUGUAUCUGCUGGAUAAGAAGAAGCAUAAAGGCAACUGUGUGGCAUUGAUCGUUGGAGGGGCUGCUGAGGCGUUGGACUCCCACCCUGGAGAGUACACUGUCAUCUUGAGCAGGAGGAAAGGAUUUAUCCGUAUCGCGAUGGCAUCAGGAGCGCCCCUCGUGCCAGUAUUCUCUUUCGGCGAGCCCGACGUGUUUCGGCCAUUGAAUAACCCUCAAGACAGCUGGCUGAGAUGGUUCCAGGAAGCGGUGCGGCGUUGGACUGGCAUUUCGCCCAUGUUCCCGGUGGGCCGCGGCGUGUUCCAAUACAACUUCGGCGUGGUGCCGCUCCGUGCACCCGUCACUACUGUCGUCGGCACCCCCAUGGAGGUCCAAAAGAACCUGGAACCCACCGACGCUGAAGUGGACGCAGUUCACGCGGAGUUCACACAGAGACUAGUGGAUCUCUUCGAAGCGGAGAAACACAAGUACUUGAAGAACUCGGAGAAUACGCAUCUGGUCAUUACGUAACGAGAAUAUUAAAUUUUACAAUCCAUCCUUGAGAAGCAGGGCAGGUUAUAGGUAUUAGGUACCUUCGUGAUAGGUAUGGUUUUUAAAUUUAUUUCUACUAAAAUAUAAGACUCGCCAAUAUUCGGAAAUUAUCAUAUUUUCAAGGUAAAACCAAAUUGAAAUUGGGUCUAUCAACUUUUUAUUUCGUUAGCUAAACCCGAUAAGAGAUAAUUGACCCAAUUAUGUACAUUUCCUCUAAAACACGUCCUGUGGAUUCUGGGAUCGCGAGUAGUUACAACAAUCAAAUUACAUAGUGUAUAAGGUAUAGCUCAACGGUAUUAGAUACUUUAUUCCAUAUGAAUAGACUGAUAAUUUAAAUUAAUAGUAAGUUAAUAUUGUCUUCGGUUACCGCGAUAGUUACUCAUGAAAUAAAACUAUGAAAACGGAUUAUAUCGCGUAUAUUGAAUUUAUAAUACAUCCCGACGUUUCGAACCCUUUACAGCGUUCGUGGUCAACGGGUGACUGAGGAAAAAUUACAAAGUGCAAAAGUACCCAC